Helianthus annuus (common sunflower) is the source of this 326-nucleotide messenger RNA. RefSeq lists its product as uncharacterized. Lineage: Eukaryota; Viridiplantae; Streptophyta; Magnoliopsida; Asterales; Asteraceae. The record is from RefSeq and is a predicted model, not a curated record. Bases 32 to 238 code for a protein of 68 amino acids. The transcript has a single exon.
AGAAACUCAACGAAAAAAAAAACAAUAAGACAUGGUGUGCUUUUGUUUUCUGGUGGACCAAACUCGGGAAGUAAGGCGGAGCAAGCUUGCAGCAGGGGUUUGUUCUAGGUGCGGCGGGGGAGCAAGCGUGGCGGAUAUGAAGACCUCCACCAGGUUCUGCCUUGUGCCAUUGUACUGGAAAUCAUGGAGUGCUGUUAUGUGCACUUAUUGUGGCGCCAUUCUUAAAUCUUAUCACUGAUUAUGUUUCUUAAUUACUGAGAUCAAACCCUCGAAACAUGCUUUGCUUUCUCAUGUAAUGUUAUAUAUGAACUUAUUUUAUUCUUCUC